Molecule: messenger RNA, 3490 nt
Organism: Coregonus clupeaformis (lake whitefish)
Lineage: Eukaryota; Metazoa; Chordata; Actinopteri; Salmoniformes; Salmonidae
Product: calcium-binding protein 39-like
Exons: 11
Coding region: 332-1357 (341 amino acids)
Biological process (GO): intracellular signal transduction
Molecular function (GO): protein serine/threonine kinase activator activity
Source: RefSeq, a predicted model, not a curated record
UGCCCAACCAGUCGCACACAUAAAACGACUAGGAAACGAAUAUUUCAAGGGGAGGCGACAAAUAAGGAAAACAAAUGAGUUUUUAAUCCAACGGGACAAACCGGUACAUAGCCGUUAGCUGUUCAGACAUCGGUGGAGAGUGAAAAUAUCGAGUUUGUAAGGCCUCCUGUAUGGACCACAAUAUGAGAACGUCAGUGAAAGGCGGAUUGACCACUUGGUGAAGUCGAAAGGUCAGGGGAAGAUCCCAUCUGGAAACAGGUUGCCAAAGCAGACAGACCGGGCGGGUAGGACUGUGCACUCGCUGCUUGGUCGACCACGGUAACUCGCCACCAUGCCAUUCCCCUUUGGCAAGUCCCACAAGUCGCCGGCGGAUAUCGUCAAGAACCUGAAGGAUAGCAUGACGGUGUUGGAGAAACACGACAUCUCUGACAAGAAGGCUGAGAAGGCCACAGAAGAGGUGUCUAAGAGCCUGGUGGCGAUGAAGGAGAUUCUCUAUGGUACCAAUGAGAAGGAGCCCCAGACUGAGGCGGUGGCCCAGCUGGCUCAGGAGCUCUACAACAGCGGCCUGCUCAGCACCCUCGUAGCUGACCUGCAGCUCAUCGACUUUGAGGGUAAGAAGGAUGUGGCUCAGAUCUUCAACAACAUCCUGAGGCGUCAGAUCGGGACGCGGACGCCCACGGUGGAGUACCUCUGCACUCAGCAGAACACCCUCUUCAUGCUGCUCAAAGGGUACGAGUCUCCAGAGAUCGCUCUGAACUGUGGCAUCAUGCUGAGGGAGUGUAUCAGGCACGAGCCGCUGGCCAAGAUCACCCUGGGGGCCGAGCAGUUCUACGACUUCUUCAGAUACGUGGAGAUGUCCACGUUUGACAUCGCCUCAGAUGCAUUCGCCACUUUUAAAGACUUGCUAACGAGACACAAGAUUCUGAGUGCUGAGUUCCUGGAGCAGCAUUACGACAGGUUCUUCAGUGAAUAUGAGAAGUUACUCCACUCAGAGAACUACGUGACUAAAAGGCAAUCCCUCAAGUUGCUGGGAGAGCUUCUUCUCGAUCGACACAAUUUCACCAUCAUGACGAAAUACAUCAGCAAGCCAGAGAACCUCAAGCUAAUGAUGAACCUUCUUCGAGACAAAAGCCGCAACAUCCAGUUUGAGGCCUUCCACGUCUUUAAGGUGUUUGUGGCCAACCCCAACAAGACACAGCCCAUCUUGGACAUUCUUCUGAAGAACCAGACCAAACUCAUUGAGUUCCUCUCCAAGUUCCAGAACGACAGGACGGAGGACGAACAGUUCAACGAUGAAAAGACAUACCUGGUCAAACAGAUCAGAGAUCUGAAGAGGCCGGCCCCCCAGGAGGCCUGAGGGAGGGGCUUAAGUGGUCCAGACAACAUCUGGAUAACGGACUCAUCAGCAGCUGCUGCUGUUCUGGUUUUUCCACCAUUUGAGGAAACAAAACAAAAAAUAUUGCGCCCGUAUCAAGUCAUCAGGAAGUCUCCAGCUCAUUCUGCUGUUCAACGCAACGGACAUACAAUUUAUUUUUAUUUAAAGUUUCUCCUUUUAAAAAGAAAAGAGAUUAACAUAAAAUAUGCUGCUUCUUUCUUACACAUUAAGACGUGGAAGGGUAACAUCAACAACACAACAAAGGUCAUUCAAACAAAUAGUAACAAUGAAAUCUACUACAUUUGAGCGCUAUGCAGACUUCUGACGUGCGCACACACAGUGCUAUAAUAUCAGCAUAAACCUUGAGACGAAAAGGUACUAACAAAGUGAACAUUGGGGUGUUGGUUGCAUGCCUUGUCAGAUCCAUGGCUGUACUUGGGGCUAGACGCUGGCCCUGUCUACUUAGCGUCACAGACGGCAAAAAGCACGUGCAUCGCAGCACCAGCUACAACUCUUAUCUAUGCUUUCAUCGUAUACAGCAGCAACAGUGAUGCAUUUUAAAAUGGGCUCUCCAACGGCCUCACACCGAACCAUGCAGCCUGUGGUGUAUUGUGAAACGGCACAGAGCGGAUGGUAUGGGUAAAAUGCUAGAUAUUAUUUCGGUACAGGCCUGACUUGGGUUUCUUUUUUGUUCUGGGACAGGGUGAAUGUGUACAUAUGCCUUGUAUUUUUUUAAUUAUUUUUGCUUUGUAGAUUUUGUUGAAACAUUGACACAUGAAUAUAUAUAUAUAUAUAUUACCUUAAAUCAAGUUUUUCGUUCAUUCUAAUCAAAUUAAUUUUUUUAAGAGUUUUUUCUGCGUUUAAUUUGACUGCCGAAUUGAAAUGGUGGCUGGUUUUUCUUUGUACAUAACUUCCAGCCAGGGCCAGCUCUCACGUUGUUAACCUAGAAGACAUUAAUAAUAAUUAGUACAGCUGGGGAAUGUCAUGGUAUUAGCCAGAUCUCUUAAUCUUCUUUUUUUUGCUGUCUGUAUUUGAGUAACUCAGAUGACUAAAAUGUGCUGGGGUGCCAGGACAGUGGGGUGGAGAGGAGGGAAUGGGAUGGGGCAAGGCGCUAACCGAAACAUGAAGCCUGUGUAUUUGUGCUGAGCAGCCAGCCAAUGGCCGUGUUCCCCUGCUCAGACGUUGCAUGCAUCAACCAAUGGUUGCGUGCUACGUCAUCCACUGACAGAUUGCUAUAACAUAUGUGGUUAGCUGAUACGUAAAAUAUCUAUCCAAGCGUUGUAAGCUCUGGCAGGCAUCAGCAAUGCUGGGCAGAGGAACACGCCCUUCAUCUCCUAACUGGAAUCUGAUCGGGGGGGUUGGUGGGGAUUUCAGGGAAUCGCAACAUUCUCCCCCCACUCAUCCACUCUGUGGUUUAUUAUGAGAUUCAAUGCUUUCUGAUGGUGUAGGGGUGUUGCACCAUAUCUAGUGAGCUUCAGGAGUUGACCGUUACUUAGCACAUUCAACAUUUUCUCCCUUUACCCCCCCAGUUUGAGCCUUUUUCAUUGGGGUUAAAAUUCCAGUACAAUUCCAGAGCAUUAUGUAUGUUCUUUGGAGAUUGUUUAAUUGUUUACUUUACACUGACUGAGCAAAUCUGCCAUUUAAAACGCAGUAUUUAUUUGAGGGAUGGAGUUGAUUGGAUGAUAAGAAUAUCUUGCAUAAAGACCACUCAACAGACAUGUUUACUUGCAGUGAAGGAUAUGGUCAGAGAGUGAUGUUGAGCCAAGUGCUUUUGACUGAAAGCUCAUCCAUAUAUCCCAAUAGACGACUGAUCAGCCAUUUCAUUGUGCUAACCAACAGAGAACAGUACGCUAAAGACCAGUAUUCCUCAAUGCAUAUUUAAAUUGCAUGUUCCUCUACUGGCUGCAUGGUACUCUCUACAAACAAUGUUGUACUGGAAUUUUCUUCCAAAAAUAACAAAUGAACAUUUGAGAUAGUGUGAGAUUAUUUGGCUAUGUCUAACCUUUGACUCCAGUCCCAGCACAUUGAGUGUGUGGGUGCUUUCAGAAGUGUCAAAAAGGCUUUGGCCUUAUAAUCUAAACAGAAAUAAAUGAAAAACAUUUGGAAUAAAUUGAA